GGACCGCCCAGCCCGGGGAGGGCCCGGCCGGCGCGGCCUCGGCCGCCCCAAGUUUGGCAGCCGCACUAGUCGCCGGGCGGCGGCGGCGGCCGGGCCGCCAUGGAGGAGGAGCGGGGGUCGGCGCCCGCGGGGUCGGCGCUGGAGAAGAACGUGGCCGAGCUGACCGUCAUGGACGUGUACGACAUCGCGUCGCUCGUGGGCCACGAGUUCGAGCGGGUCAUCGACCAGCACGGCUGCGAGGCCAUCGCGCGCCUCAUGCCCAAGGUCGUGCGGGUCCUGGAGAUCCUGGAGGUGCUGGUCAGCCGCCACCACGUCGCGCCCGAGCUGGACGAGCUGCGCCUGGAGCUCGACCGCCUGCGCGUGGAGCGCAUGGACCGCAUCGAGAAGGAGCGCAAGCAUCAGAAGGAGCUGGAGCUGGUGGAGGACGUGUGGCGUGGGGAGGCCCAGGACCUCCUCUCGCAGAUCGCCCAGCUGCAGGAAGAGAACAAGCAGCUCAUGACCAACCUCAACCACAAGGAUGUGGGCUUCUCUGAGGACGAGUUCCAGAAGCAUGAAGGCAUGUCGGAGCGGGAGCGGCAGGUGAUGAAGAAGCUGAAGGAGGUGGUGGACAAGCAGCGGGAUGAGAUCCGCGCCAAGGACCGGGAGCUGGGCCUGAAAAACGAGGACGUGGAGGCCCUACAGCAGCAGCAGACGCGGCUCAUGAAAAUCAACCAUGACCUGCGGCACCGGGUCACCGUGGUGGAGGCCCAAGGAAAGGCUCUGAUCGAGCAGAAGGUGGAACUGGAGGCAGAUCUGCAGACCAAGGAGCAGGAGAUGGGCAGCCUGCGGGCGGAACUGGGGAAGCUCCGGGAGCGGCUGCAGGGGGAGCUCAGGCCGAAUGGAGAGGAGGAGCCGGAGAUGGAGCCCAGCGGAGAGGAGGGCGUCUCAGAUGCGGAGAAGGCCGCCCUGGAUCUCAAGGACCCCAACCGCCCCCGGUUCACGCUGCAGGAGCUGCGGGACGUGCUGCAUGAGAGGAAUGAGCUCAAGUCCAAGGUAUUCUUGCUGCAGGAGGAACUGGCUUACUAUAAGAGCGAAGAAUUAGAAGAGGAAAAUCGAAUACCCCCUCCUCCACCCAUGGCACACCCGAGAAUGUCCCCCCAGCCGGAGUCUGGGAUCAAGCGACUGUUUAGCUUCUUCUCUCGGGACAAGAAGCGCCUGGCCAACACGCAGAGAAACUCACACAUCCACGAGUCCUUUGGCCAGUGGGCAAACACUCACCGAGACGACGGGUACACGGAGCAAGGGCAGGAAGCCCUGCAGCACCUGUGACCUGUGACCUGUGACCUUGGCCCCCUUGGACCCAGAUGUGUCCUCAGCCUGUGUGGCAUUACUGCCUCAUGCCUCUGGGGGCAGGGGCACCCUCAAAAUGGACCUCAAACAAACUGUCGUUGAGGAUGGACCUUGGAGAACUGAUGCCAAAUUCUAAAGAAAGGUUUAUUUAUGUCCAGGGCUAUCACCAUUUAUAAUAGAUGCCUCUGACCCUUAGGAUAUAUAUUUAAUAGUCCUGUGAACUGAAGCCAGCUAUUGCGUUAACUUUAGUAACCAACUUCUUCCAGCCAAAUACAUCACUCGCCGUUCUAAUCGCUACGUGACUUGCUUUGUAUAGUUUUAGUAUAGUAGAGGUUUCAUGGGCGCCUUUGUUGUGCUUGAGCGGGAGGCAGCUUUUCAUGAUUGUGAGAUUGUCAGGGAAAUAGUUGUUGCACAGGAUUGAUCGACUAGACACAGAGUGAGCAACUCCAGCUCCAGCACUCACGGACACGAUGCCAGUCCUCCCUCUCAACCCUGCAAGAGGCAGCAGCCGCGCCGGAGCAGGCUGGCUUGGGCCCGGCGGAGGAAGUGUGCCUUGCAACCGCUUUGGGUUAGCACUGACCAAACAUGCCGAGAAUGAUGCUGUGA
Messenger RNA from Dipodomys spectabilis (banner-tailed kangaroo rat), 1935 nucleotides. It is a transcript of the gene Rilpl1, whose product is annotated as Rab interacting lysosomal protein like 1. The transcript is spliced from 7 exons. Gene Ontology annotation, molecular function: protein dimerization activity. The record is from RefSeq and is a predicted model, not a curated record. Bases 100 to 1308 code for a protein of 402 amino acids. Gene Ontology annotation, biological process: cilium assembly. Lineage: Eukaryota; Metazoa; Chordata; Mammalia; Rodentia; Heteromyidae. Gene Ontology annotation, cellular component: ciliary basal body; cytoplasm.